CAACUUACUGUCUUACAGACUGCAGGAGAUGGAGCAUCAUUCUUCAGUCUGAUUUUACCAUGUUUCAGUCUGUAACCAUGCGAAAAAUAACCUUCCAUGCAACUUUUAUCGAUGGCCUAAAUACCCUGCGGACAUAAACCAUCAUACAUGUUUUAAAUUUACACACAUUAGCUUAGGCUAAUCGUUAGCUUCAUAAAAUCGUGGACGAACAUCCAUCAACCGACUGCUAACAAGCAUAGCUAAUGAGCUAACAUCACUGCGUAGCGUUACAAACUGAAGCAAAAGAGCGAAUAUUGGACUUUCUGCGGGACUUCAACUCUCAAAAGAUAAGCUUUCGCUCUUAAUUAGCGUAAACAUGUCUUUUUCACUCUUUACCACUGGUCUAUCUUUGGAUUAUGGCGUGUUUGCCACUUCUAAAGACAAAAGUUAACAUUCGCCCUAACUCAGCCUUUUCAGAGCGCACAGUAAGCUCUGUUCUCCAUGAUGUGGAUGUGCGUUGCUGUUUUCCUGCUGUGGAUGAGGUCAGGAGGAUGCACAGACAAGGCCAACAUGUCAGACCUCAUCGAGUACACGGCUGCAGACUUUUAUGAGAAACUGCAUUCUGGGAAGAUGAUGUUUAUCUAUUUUGAGCAUCAAGUCUCUCCGACCAUCUCUCUGUUCUUGGUGGAGCUGGAGAAGUCUGCUGAGGCUCUGCAGGAUUACGGAGUCCUGGUUGGCACGGUCAACUGUAAUAAAGAGCUGGUUCAAACAUACUGCACAGACGAAAGACUUCUGCACAUGGCUUUUCUGUUCAGAGGCGGUAAGGAGUUUCUGAGUUUUGAUUUGGACACUGUCUUUGACGUCAACUCCAUCGUCUCUGAAGUUCUGUUCGCCAUUCUGCGUGACGAGGUCAAAUACGUCCACACAGACACUGAUCUCUUGGCCAUGGAGAAGGCAGCCAAAGGGAAGAAGGACAUUGUGCUGGGUUACGUUCAGAGUCUGGGGACACAAGAGCACAGAUCGAUCAUGGAGACAGCGUACGUGUAUGGAUCCAAAUAUCAGUUCAUCCUCAUAACAGGAGGCCCAGUAUUGAAGCAUUUAGGUGUGAACCAAUCAUCGCAUUCGUCUAGAGUGUGGUUCCUCCACUGCAGAGUUCACAGUGGGUUCAUGACCCCGAUGACCUCUGAGCGCUGCCCUUUGACCCGCAUGAGGAAACCCCUUUCUACCCUGAGCCUCCACUCCUUCCUGCAGCUCAUGGAGGCUCCACUAGUGUCUGAAGUGUAUGACGACCCCUCCUCAGUCCAGCCCCCCCAGUUCCCCUACCAGCAGACCCCCCAGGUCUUCCUCUUCUCUCGUCCCGCUACUGAGCACCUGGACCUGGACACGGCCACCACUCUGGCCUGGAGGCUGCGUGGCCUCGCCCUGCUGCUGCUCGUGCACAGGCAGAGUCCUGCAGUGAAAACCCCUGAUGAAUAUAAUGCUGCUUACAGGCUGCCUGACAAGAGUUCGGAGGUGAAGUAUUUGACUUUACACAGCCUCGAUCAGGUGCUGGACCUCUUCACAAAUCAGGAGAAAGAGGAGGACAAAGAGGAGGAUGAAGAAGAAGAUGAGGGACUGGAGGAGGAGGAGGAGGAUUCUUUUGGCAACCUGGACGAUGAAGUUGCAGCGUCAGUUUUUGAAAAGCGAGGCGACUUGCUGGACAUGGACUCGGUUAUGGAACUAACUUCUGAGAACUUCCACACUGUAGUGGCACAAAGCAGCCUGACAGUGGCGCUCUUCUACCUCAAAUGGGACGCUGUGUCAAUGGCUUUUCUCAGCUCCUUCAUUGAAGUUGCAGAGAGACUUGCAGAUUCUGAGGUGGACGAUGUUCAGAUGAGUGCGGUGGACUGUGGAGAGUGGACCGACCUUUGUGCCGCUCAGCCAGGCAGUGACGUCCCGUUUCAGCCAAUCACAGCCUUUCCCAGCGUCUUGGCGCUCCGCCCACAGGAGACGGCUCAACACUACAGAGGAAUGCUGGGUAGUGAGGCGCUGCACCGCUUCAUCAUGAUGAGCCGCACUGAUUCUCCUGCACUGCUGUCCACUGAAGACGAAGUCACGUCCUUCCUUCAGGAGGUUCCUCAUCCUGAGCUAACGGGCUACAAGCCUGACAGAGCGGUGGGACUGUUUAAGACGCAAACACAAACCGGUGUAAAAGUUUUUACUGCAGCAGCAAAGUCGCUGAGAGGAGAAGUGCUGACCGGCCUGUUGACCGAUGUUCUGGCAGAGAAAUGGGCUGCAGGCCUCGCUGUGGACCUUCCUGCUGUGUUGGUGUUUCCUUCUUGGAGGACACACACACAUCCGUCCACUCUGCCAGCGUCGUCCUCCACUGAAGAGCUGCUCACACACAUCAACACUGCGCUGCUCCACCCGAUGCCUGAGCUGACUGUGGAAAACCUGCCGUCCUUCCUGUCGCUGGAUAAAGCUCUGCUGAUUCUCUUUGUGGGAGAAGAGGAGGACGAGAUCGGACGGAGGCAGAACCAGGCGCUGGUGGAGGAGAUGAGAGGAGUGGUGGAGUUGGGAGGGAGGAGGAUGGAGCGUUACCUGCCCUGCUGGAUCCACCUUGGCCGCACUCCAGCUGGUAUGUCUGUCCUCGGCUCUUACCUGGGUUCGAUGCCUCCCCUUCCUGCCCUGGUCCUCUCACAUCUGCCCUCUGGAGGUGAAAUCUAUCAGUACCCACCAAACACCCCCAUAGCAGCAUCUUCUGUCCUGCUGUGGCUGCAGAGGGUCGAGGAUGGAACCGAGUCACCGACAGGGAUGCUAGGUGACAACAGCUGGCCUCCUGCUGUCGAGUUCUACGACUUUCUGAAAAUCAUGGACAUGCAAGAAGCCGACUCCACCCAGCAGCAAACUCCAAAAGAGGAAGAAGAAGAGGUGGAUGAGGAAGAAGUCAAUUUGGAAGAACAUUUGGUGUCAGAAGAAGCGACACACGACAAUCCUGACAAUAAUCCCAAGAUUCACUCUGAACUGUGACAGGACAUGAUGGGAUGGAAACAAUACUACUGAUUAAAGUUGUUUUUUUACUGA
This is a messenger RNA of Acanthochromis polyacanthus (spiny chromis), 3042 nucleotides long. RefSeq names its product thioredoxin domain containing 16 (gene txndc16). The record is from RefSeq and is a predicted model, not a curated record. NCBI's taxonomy places the organism in Eukaryota, Metazoa, Chordata, Actinopteri, Pomacentridae. Bases 481 to 2988 code for a protein of 835 amino acids. The transcript is spliced from 20 exons.